Molecule: messenger RNA, 420 nt
Organism: Eruca vesicaria subsp. sativa (arugula)
Lineage: Eukaryota; Viridiplantae; Streptophyta; Magnoliopsida; Brassicales; Brassicaceae
Source: the annotation of a GenBank genome assembly
AUGACACACUACAAUAGGCUUUCUGAAGUUUCUUAUAACGAGAAGAUCACGUAUUGGCGUUUCAGAAUCAAAAUAUAUAGGAUCUAUCCUUUCUAUUCCUCUGUUACCGGUAGUGGACCACAUUGGAUUUAUAUCCUAGCAGUUGAAGAUGGAACCAAGAUGGAGAUGACCAUUCAUGAAGAUAGGUCUAGAGGCCCAGAGAAGCAAGAGGGAAACUGGGUGGAAAUAUUUUGGGUAGAAGUUCACCAUACUUAUCUAGGUUUCCAGGCAACAAACUAUCGGUUCACACUAACUGCUACACGCCAUACGCAAGUCCACAUCUUCGAUCCUCUGAACAAUCGGCUUUACAUGGACUUCAAGAACACCAAUGAAAUCCCUCACAUGACCCACAAGGAACAAAAAUAUCCCAUAGGUGUUUAG